AUGUCGGACGACGAGGAGGCCCAGUAUGAGGAAAACCAAGGGGAGGAAGAGGAAGAGGCGGCAGAGGAAGAGGUGGUAGAUGGAGAUGGUGACGAGCAUGAAGAAGAUGCCAAGAGGAAAUCAAGGCCUGGUUUUGUUUCCUGCAUGUCAGUCCCCAAAAUCCCCGACGGCGAAAAAGUGGACUUUGACGACAUCCACCGCAAGCGGAUGGAAAAAGAUUUGACUGAGCUCCAGACGCUGAUCGAGGAUCACUUUGAGAAGCGCAAGAAGGAAGAAGAGGAGCUCCUCAGCCUCACCGACCGCAUCGAGAAGCGGCGAUCAGAGAGGGCUGAGCAGAUGAAGAUCAGAGCAGAGAGGGAAAAAGAGCGGCAAAACAAAAUGGCCGAGGAGAAAGCAAGGAAGGAAGAGGAAGAGGCCAAGAAGAAAGCUGACGACGAAGCCAGGAAAAAGUUGAUCUUGAGCAACUUGAGCUUCACCGGCUAUAAAACACAGACUGGAACUAAGCGACAGACUGAACGCGAGAAGAAGAGAAAGAUCCUCAACGACCGCCGCAAGGACUUAAACAUCGAUAACAUGAGGGAGGACAAACUCAGGGAAAAGGCUAAUGAGCUUAUGGAUUGGAUGCGGCAGCUGGAGGCCGAGAAAUUUGAGCUUCAGUACAAAUACAUGAAGCAGAAAUAUGAGGUGACCGUGCUGAGGAACCGCGUCACAGACCACCAAAAAGUUUCAAAGGGAACGAGAAGCAAACGAGGCCUGAGGAAGUAA
Nerophis lumbriciformis (worm pipefish) is the source of this 765-nucleotide messenger RNA. The record is from RefSeq and is a predicted model, not a curated record. Lineage: Eukaryota; Metazoa; Chordata; Actinopteri; Syngnathiformes; Syngnathidae.